This is a messenger RNA of Podarcis raffonei (Aeolian wall lizard), 379 nucleotides long. RefSeq names its product hemoglobin subunit alpha-D-like. Lineage: Eukaryota; Metazoa; Chordata; Lepidosauria; Squamata; Lacertidae. The record is from RefSeq and is a predicted model, not a curated record. Gene Ontology annotation, biological process: hydrogen peroxide catabolic process. The coding region runs from base 1 to 378 and encodes 125 amino acids. The transcript has 3 exons. Gene Ontology annotation, cellular component: hemoglobin complex; blood microparticle; haptoglobin-hemoglobin complex. Gene Ontology annotation, molecular function: organic acid binding; peroxidase activity; heme binding.
AUGGUGCUGACUGCUGAAGAGCGCAUAGCGCUCCAGAUCUCUGCCCAACUUGCCGACGACGACGAGGAUAUGGGCGGCGAAGCGCUGACAAAGCUUUUCCAGGUCUACAUGGAGUCCAAUAUCUACUUCCAGCGCUUCGACUCUAUCCCCGGCUCCAACGACAGCGCCAUCAUGAACAUGGACAACAUCCGCAUGGAUCCCAGCGAUCUGCACGCCUCCAACCUCCGCGUGGACCCUUUUAACUUCAAGUUUCUGCCCAGGCGCAUGCACGUGCCGCUGGAUUCCAGCCUCCGCGGAGACUACAACGCCCUGACCUACCUGGCCUGGGACAAGCUCCUCUGCGUGGUGGCCCAGGUGCUGACCCAGAAGUACAGAUGAG